UCGUAGUGCAGGUUUGUUUUCUUAAAAUGCAGGUUCUUCACUUGUGCUGAGGUUUGUGCCGGGGAGGGACGCCGACACGCGUGGAUCGGACGAAACUCGGAAUAAAUCGGAAAUCCGGCCCACCUCGCUGGAGACGUUCCUGUCACUUUUGCUCGAAGCUUUCGUGUUGUUGACCAUGAUGUCCUCCAAAUCCUCCCGACGACUAUUGUGGCUGUGUUAUCUAGUUCUGCUGUGCUUGUGUCAUGUAGUAGCACCGGCCGAAGCGGCGACCGUGAGAGGUAGCUCUUCGACGUACAACAACAAUCAGCAGAAGCAUAGUAGUACACCUACGGAGCAACAACAGCAACAGCGGAGAGCCAUGAGAAUCGGCGCCGUCGAUAUCGCAAUCAUCCUCAAAACUACUAUAUGCAGCAAGAAGAUCAGGAACAAAAAAGACGGAAACGAACACGACAAGCGGAUGCAACGUUGUCUGAUGUGUUUCUGUGUCUUUGUUUCUCCUUGGGGUGGGCCAUGUUCUUUUUGAAUUCCUUUCUCAACACGGAUUUGAUGCGAUUCAGUGAGGGUGAAUCGGUGGUGGUCCAUGGCAAUGUCAGGGAGGUCAGCAUUGAAGAUGAUCAAGAUGGGUCGGGAGUGCCGCAGUAUUUUGCCAUUAUUGACUACUUUAUCAACCGCGAUGCGUCCCGCAUUCAAGUGAGAAAAGCCUUUCAGACGCAGCAUUUACUCCAGCAAGGAUUUGCCAAUGUCGAAUUGCUAGUCUUGCCCGAAGAACCGACAUCCUCGGUCUUGAAAGAGGAUUGGGAGAGGGAGCUGGCGGCACAAGAGCAAGCGGAGGAAGACAUUAUCAGCAUUGGAGGAUUCGGUGACUUUGGAGAUAUUGGAGGAUUUGGCGACAUGGGAAGUACUGUCAAUGGUGCGGGAGAUAUCACUCCGGGGGCUUCGGAGAAAAAUGGAAAACCAGCCAUCAUAUUGUCGCGUGUGGAUGUAUUGGCCAAGCGAGCCUCACUGGUCUUAUCUGGGAUCCUGGUAACAGCAUCGUUGAUUGGGGCAGUACAAGCAGUGCACCGGAUACCCACCGAACCCAUGCAAAGUAUCGGCUGGGUAUCUGUCACAUUGGGAUCGGUCUUGCUUUGGCCCCUGGCCAUGUUUUGCUUGCGCAUUGUAUCCACGUGUCAACGCCUCUGGCGACUUCCCACGGAAAAGUCGGGCAUUAUCUUAAAGUGCGACACCAACGCACAAAUUGGUGCCGCCAUCAAUGAAGACAAGAUGACAUAUACACAAUACGUAGGCGACAAUCAUGGAAACAUUUCCGCUCGUCACGUUGAUCGAGUGACGCAUCCAGAAUUGUUUGAAAUGCUCAAGAAUCACAACAAGCAACACGAUGUGACGACAAUCGGCAAUCCACAUGAAGCUGCGACACCCCGAAACAGCAAUCACACUCUCCUCAACGCCAGUGCGGACGAUUCCGCUUGCUACUUUGUCAAGUUACCAGGUCAAAAAGACCAGGCGGGGUCGGACAUGGUACGGCUCGACGAUUCCUCCAUGUCCACAAUAUCUGCCAAUUCGCAAGUGUCUCAGAGCAAGCGCAUCUCCGAAUCUACCACGUGAUUAUUGAGGACAACGGUACAGUACGGCAAUUUAGUGACGGGGUACAAGUCAAUAACGAGCGCCUAUCUCGUGUCGUCAUUUAGAGGUGCAGACAGGCUAUAGCGCCGAGCUCCAAAACAUAGCUCUGCUUAUAAAAAGCUUACACUAUCUUUCCCAUUC
Molecule: messenger RNA, 1764 nt
Organism: Seminavis robusta
Lineage: Eukaryota; Bacillariophyta; Bacillariophyceae; Naviculales; Naviculaceae
Source: the annotation of a GenBank genome assembly